Saitoella complicata NRRL Y-17804 is the source of this 1525-nucleotide messenger RNA. Its product is annotated as alpha/beta-hydrolase. Gene Ontology annotation, biological process: epoxide metabolic process. Gene Ontology annotation, molecular function: epoxide hydrolase activity. The record is from RefSeq and is a predicted model, not a curated record. The transcript has 4 exons. Lineage: Eukaryota; Fungi; Ascomycota; Saitoellomycetes; Saitoellales; Saitoellaceae. Bases 87 to 1361 code for a protein of 424 amino acids.
AAGACAGACCAUGAACCUCACCACCAAGACCAUUGACAAUUGAUCCCAAGUUGAAAACAAUCUGAUCAGCCCGAGUAGCCACAACCAUGUCCACCAAACCCUCCAUCGGCGUCCAAGUCUCCGGCGCAACCUUCGAAGCCCCCUUCGCACGCCCCUUCACCAUCUCAAUCCCCGACUCCUUCCUCGAUCUCACCCGUCAAAAACUCCUCCUCACCCGCUUUCCAGACGAACUCGAAUCAUCCGGCUGGGAGUAUGGGAUACCGCUGUCAAUGGUCCAGAACCUGCGUGACUACUGGUUGGAGAAGUAUGAUUGGAGGAAAGAAGAAGCGAAGAUGAAUGAGCUCGAGAAUUUCAAGAUGAGGGUGCCCGUUAUCGAACACGAUACGUUGGAUGUGCAUUUUGUGCAUAGGAGGAGUUCGAGGGUUGAUGCGAUUCCGCUACUCUUUGUUCAUGGAUGGCCCGGCAACUUCACCGAAGUCACCAAAAUCCUCCCGCUACUUACCGAACCCCAAGACCCCUCUCUCCCCGCCUUCCAUGUCGUAGCUCCAAGUCUCCCUGGUUACGCCUUCUCCGAGGCUCCCAAGAAGUCAGGUUUCGGCGUCGCCAAAAUGGCAGAAUGUUUGAAGAACCUCAUGGUCGCACUCGGGUACGACGAGUUCGUCUGUCAAGGCGGUGACUGGGGAUCUUGGAUAACACGCAUGCUCGCCCACCUCUACCCCCAAAACUGCCUCGCCCUCCACCUAAACUUCCUCUAUGCCUCCCCUCCACCCCCCUCCUCCCCCCUCUCCUGGCUCGCCUCAAAACUCCCCUACAUCUUCUACUCCUCAAACGAACGCUACGGCCUCGCCCGCACCGCCAAGAUGAUCGAAAAAGGCACUGGAUACCAGAAGAUUCAGAGUACGCGUCCACAGACGUUGGGGUAUGCGUUGACGGAUUCGCCGGUUGGGUUGUUGGCUUGGAUUGGUGAGAAACUCGGGAACUGGGUUCAUGGGAACGUGGAACAAGGGGGACCAUGGGGCCCGGAUGAUUACAUCACAUGGACCAUGCUCCACUGGAUCCCCGGCCCAACCCCCGCAACCCGCAUCUACAAAGAAUUCACAGCCGAACGCACCCUCCUAACCGAAACCCCCAACUUCGUCCGGCAACCAACCGGCGUCUCGAAUUUCGCCAAAGAAAUAUACCUCAUGCCGGAGAGUUGGACGAGGAGGUUGGUGAAUUUGAGAUGGAGUCGGUGGCAUGGGGAGGGAGGGCAUUUUGCGGCGUGGGAGAAGCCGGAGGUGUUGGUUGAGGAUGUUAGGGAGUUUUUUGGGGGGUUGUUGGGGAGGGAGUUGAGGGUUGGGAUGGUGAAGGCGAAGUUGUAAGCUGAUGUUCUGUAUACGUACUUGUAAUGGGUGAAGGCAGCUGGUCAACGAGACUAAAAGCGAUUUGAUCUAUUGAUGAUUGGUAUGGGAAAUUUGUCCCUUGGGUAUCUAACGAUAAGCAUACGAUAAGGUCCGAAGCAAAUAUACCUAGUAUUCCUUCCUCU